CCUUCUGAGUUUUUAUUAUUAUUAUUAUUAUUAUUAUUUGUUUUUGUUUUUUUUAAACCUCCAUUUUAGAUAGACAGCAGAAUGAUCCGCGCGUACAUUAUGUACCCUAAUAAACCCUAAUAACCAAGUCUAAAUGAAUCCAAAUGAAUGAACAGUGUAAGAGUUAAUCCAGCACUGAACAUGUCAAUUCGGCGUCGUGAGUGCUUCUGUGGAGGGAUGGAGGGACGGAGGCUGUGCGUUUUUUCCCUGCCCCCCGUUUUUUUUUUUUUUUUUUUUUUUUUUUUAAUCACACCACACACGCUUCAUUGCUCCGUCCAUAUGACACACACGUAUUUCCGGUGCUUAUACGUUUGGGGAAACACUGUUAAGAGUGUUAGACUUUCAUGAUGGGGAACUAACUACAGCUAUUAAGAGUAAUAAUAAUAAUAAUAAUAAUAAUAAUAAUAAUAAUAAUAAUAUCGUUCCCGUCGGCUCUAGAACCCGCAGUGUUGCACUGCAUGUGCGUGUGGAAACGUGAGCAGAAAGACGAAUACAUUACAACCCACUGUAGCAGAAACAGCCUCUUGAUGUAAAGAAUUAGUGGGGGAAAUACACCACCAGCACCAGCACCAGUACCAGUACCAGCACCAGCACCACCGAGGAGCUCUGGGUUUAUCUGGUCAACGUUUGAGAGAAUCCAUAAUGAUGCCUGCACGAGAAACCACCAAGAAGAAACCCCCCAAAGACAGCUUAACGUUAUUACCCUGCUUCUAUUUUGUAGAGCUGCCCAUCGUGGCUUCCUCUAUGGUCUCGCUGUACUUCCUGGAGUUGACGGAUGUGCUGCAGCCAGCGCAGGUGGGUUUUCGCUGCCACGAUCGCUCACUCAGCAUGCCCUACGUGGAGAGCGGAGAGGAACUUAUCCCCCUGCUUAUGCUGCUGAGUCUCGCCUUCGCUGGCCCCGCUGCUUCUAUUAUGAUUGGAGAGGGUAUUGUAUAUUGCAUGCAAUCCAGACUCAAGAUAGGGCCUGGGAAUGAGGGAAGCAUCAAUGCUGGUGGAUGCAAUUUCAACUCCUUCCUCCGCCGAACUGUGCGUUUUGUUGGUGUUCACGUGUUUGGUCUUUGUGCCACGGCACUGGUCACUGACGUCAUCCAAAUUGCCACUGGCUACCACACACCCUUCUUUCUGACUGUAUGCAAGCCCAAUUACACCUUCCCUGGAGUCUCCUGUGACAGAAAUCCCUACAUCACUAAAGACAUCUGCUCUGGCCAUGACCAGCAUGCCAUUCUCUCUGCCAGGAAAACCUUUCCUUCCCAGCAUGCAACUCUUUCUUCCUUUGCUGCUGUUUAUAUUUCAAUGUACUUCAACUCCACUAUCUCAGACAGCACCAAGCUGCUGAAACCUGUGCUGGUGUUCGCCUUCGCCAUCGCAGCUGCCCUGACAGGUCUUACUCAGAUCACACAGUAUCGCAGCCACCCCAUUGACGUCUACGUGGGCUUUUGCAUUGGCGCUGGCAUCGCUGUGUACCUGGCGUUCUAUGCAGUUUCUAACUUCAGACCAGCGCAGGAAGUCGUUCCUGUUCCUGCUCCACCCCCUCCGAAGGAUGCCCUGCGAGCUCUUGCCCAGAGAGGCCACGACUCGGUUUACAAUAAAGGCCAUGCCUCUGAGAGUAACGAAGAGAUCACGUCACCGUCUUCCUUGGACGGCUUGAACCGCCCCAUCCAGCGGGAGAAGGCAUCAUUGGGCAGCCUGAAACGGGCCAGUGUAGAUGUAGAGCUCCUUGCACCCCGCAGCCCUAUGGGUAAGGAGACUAUGGUGACAUUCAGCAACACUUUACCACGAGCUACAGCUGCAGGCCCUGAGGAGCCUGCAAGGCGGCUGGUAACGGUGCCUGUGCCUGUGGACCCAAUGCGCUCACACCAGCUAGUCUCUGAAUGGAAGCAGAAGUCCUUGGAGAUGCGCAGUGCAAGUCUACAGAGCGAAGACGGCAGUAAAGAGGACUCAGACCUAGGUGAGGACACCACUGAGGAAGAGAGUGCGCCAUCCACAUUAUACAGUGCCACCGUACCACAUCCUGCCAAGCCGGCUAAUGCACCAACUGGAGUAAGGGUAGUGAUGCCCCCCAAGCCGCCAGUCCCUCCUCCAGUGUCUCCGAAGAGUGCGAGCACCCGUGCUAAAUGGCUGUCCAUCACAGAGAAGAGUGGGGCCAACAUUCCAGGUGCGCUCAGGGCAACGAACCAACCUCGCAUCAUGCAAGUCAUUGCCAUGUCCAAGCAGCAGGGUCUGCUGACCAGCACACCCAAAUCCUCUGAGACGUCAUCCUCCUCUGCCACCUCCUCUAUCACAGGCACCGAGUCACCCCCCUAUCGCCCACCAUCUGAGCGUGACAGCAGCUCUGGGAUCAUCACAGUGGAUGCCCAUGCCAUCCACCACCCUGUAGUCCACAUGGUCUCCAACCCUGCCAAUCCCUGGGAGUGGAGGGGAACUUCCAAUGGGAACAUGACCGAGUCAUAUGAACUCAACGACUUGAACCGCGAAGGGUCUAGAGGAUAUCGUCAGGUCAAGAACAGCUCACCGUGCUCUUCGACCGGUGAGGCUGACGUAGAUUCCCAUAAGCCUCUUCAGCCCCCUCAACCUCCCCAGCUCCCCAAGCUUGAUCAAAACAUGGAGGGACGCAGUCUGCGUUGCAAAACCCCUCUUGUGCUUAUUGAUCGGGAGAACCCUCAGAGCCACCAGGAGAACUUCUACAAAAAGCUGCAAGGUGGAAGACGGUUCAAAGAGUGACAAGGUACAACAUCCAGGGGCACAAACGAUGCAGGUUGGACACGUAUCACUAUGCAUCACUCAGACUCUCAUUCUCAUUUUGUGCAUCUUUUCGUUUUGAUGACUUUGCUCACUAGUGAGGGGAAAUACCUGAACGGUUCAAUGAGAAACAUAUCCAGAAAAUGUCGCUUCAGCCAAUACAACGAGCACAAUAUUUUUGUCCGUCUCUCUCUAGACUGGAAACACAACGAAACCUAACGAAGAACAUCUACGCCUGGAUACUUUAUUUACCAAAAUCCUCAGAUUUCAACUACGAACAAAAGUCUGUUUGCAAGGUUGCUCUUUUGUAUUGUGGCCUUUUAUCUGUUGGUACUUGAUUUUAAGCACAUUUGUCUGUGCCUAUGAUGUCAAGUGGAUUUCAUCUAUUUAUGUCUUUUAAUGUGGUACUAUCUUAGAAUAUAUUGCCUUGGGGAUAAUAAUACUCUAAGAUAAACAAUUUAAUAGAGUUUAAAUCGAUCAACUUUCUCCUCGUGAAGGAGGGAGCUCGACUUCUUUCGCUUAAAGAAACGCUGCACUGAAAAAUGCUUGGCUUGUAGUAGUUCUUACCACUACUGCUUUUAGCACUUUUCAGUGUAGUGCACUAAUGGGGGAAUGUAGCUAUUUUGACACGUGGAGCUUACAGGCUCGUGUGCUCGGAGGAUCCUGACUGUAACUCGUGCACAACUUAUGCAUUUUAUAAACACUUAAAUUUCAGAGGCUGUCAUUUCUGGCUAUAUAAACCUGUUGGUAAAAUCACUGGAAGUCAUUUUAUUGAACAGUAAGUUCCAUGUCAUAAUGGUCUACAUUUCCCUGCAAAAAUCUUCUUGGAAAAAGUUGAAUUUUAUUGCUCUUUUAAAUAAAGGAAUGCAUUAUUCUGAGCACUUAAAGAUAAAGCACAGGGAAGUGCCUCAAGUGGCAUAUAGUUAUAGUUAUAGAUUCUAGUACUGAAAAUGUGUUCAUAAGUAAAGGGGUUUGUUUAAGACAUUUCCUGUCUGCAUAUUUUGCUUAUAUUUUUCUCUGGCAUUGAACACGCCUGUGGCGUGUGCUCGCUUGCCGAUGGACUACUGCAUGUUAUGUUAGUGGUUUCAGUAUCCGUUGGAAGUCCAGCCCUGUCGCAGUGAUGAUGAAUUCAGUUCGAUCAGUGAUUGUCUAUGUAUCAUGUGGCAAACGAAGCCCGUUGAAAGUACGACGUGCAGACGCGAAGAUAUCAAAUAAUAUCAUUUUCAGAUUGCGAUAAUAUUUUGCCAAACCUUUUCAGCACAGUUGGAAAACUAUGAUAGCAUGAUAAUGUAUUAAAAUGAUAUGUAUUCAAAGAUAUAUUUUAUUGUUCUUCAUAACAUUUAUGUAAUAAGAAAUAAUUCAUAACAUUUUUCAGGGUUUUUUUUUUUUUGUUUUGUUUUUUUUUUUGGGGUCACUGCUGACCGAGUUCCUAAUGGAGAGGUUAAUCACAGUGUGUUAAAGUACAGGUUUAAACAGAGACGGGCGCUCUGGGCGGUGCGACGGGUAACAGCACUCGGGAGUUUACCAUCUGUGGUCGGGUUCCAAGAGAGUAUAACUGGAGCAGAGUUUUGGGUGGAAAUGGUGCAAAACAAACCAACAAAAUCCAGUACAAACAUACAGAGUGACAUUCUCUAUUUGAAUCAUCCAUGACAAUCAGAUUGUACACAGAGCUCCAAACUGAUUCAAGGAACAAAAAAGGAAAAUCAAUAACAAACAAAUUUUUACUAGGAAUCAGGGCUGCAACUAACAAUUAUUUUCAUAAUCGAUUAGUUGGCCAAUUAUUUUUUUCGAUUGGUCGAUUAAUCGGAUGGGGGCGGGGCGAGCUUUCAGGUUAGUAAAAGACUAACGUGUUCCAUUUGAGACGAUAUUACCUUCUAAAAUUCAUACGCUAGCCCAGUGGUUCUCAACCUUUUGUGAGCUCUGGACCCCUCGCAUAUUUCGAACAAUCCACACGGACCCCCUCACUCCACAACAGUUGUAGGCUACAUAUUAAACAGUCAUUUCUAUACAUGUUGCUUUAUUUUAUUAAAAGUUAACAUUAAUGAUAUUAACAUUAAAACAUUCAAAUCAAAACAUUUCAAGAGUUUAUGUUUGACAUUUUAUU
This is a messenger RNA of Ictalurus punctatus (channel catfish), 4882 nucleotides long. RefSeq names its product phospholipid phosphatase related 3b (gene plppr3b). Gene Ontology annotation, biological process: signal transduction; phospholipid dephosphorylation; phospholipid metabolic process. Gene Ontology annotation, molecular function: phosphatidate phosphatase activity. The transcript is spliced from 8 exons. Lineage: Eukaryota; Metazoa; Chordata; Actinopteri; Siluriformes; Ictaluridae. The coding region runs from base 682 to 2760 and encodes 692 amino acids. The record is from RefSeq and is a predicted model, not a curated record.